Molecule: messenger RNA, 641 nt
Organism: Ictidomys tridecemlineatus (thirteen-lined ground squirrel)
Lineage: Eukaryota; Metazoa; Chordata; Mammalia; Rodentia; Sciuridae
Gene: Ifne
Product: interferon epsilon
Biological process (GO): defense response
Cellular component (GO): extracellular region
Molecular function (GO): cytokine receptor binding
Source: RefSeq, a predicted model, not a curated record
AUGAUUCACAAGCAGUUCCCUGGCCUUGUGUUAGUGCUACUGGUCUUCUUUGUAGAACUGAAACUAGUUCUCCUCCAACAAAGAAUAAAGGAAGAGAAUUUACAACUACUGAAUAAUUUGCAAACCUCAUCGAUCCAGCAGUGUCUGCCAUACAGGAAGAAUUUCCGGCUUCCUCAGAAUUCUGUGAAUUUUCACCAGUACCCAAAAGGGCAUGUACUGGCCAUUCUCCAUGAGAUGCUUCAGCAGAUCUUCAACCUCUUCAAGAAAAAUAUUUCUCUGGGCAGUAGGGAGGAAAACCACAUUCCAAUAUUCCUCACUGAUCUUCAUCAACAACUAGAAUACCUGGAAACACUCUUGGGAUUGGAAGCAGAACAGAAAAGUCAUGCCCAAGGGAGUAAGAACCUUAGAUUGCAGGUUAAAGCAUACUUUCGAAGGAUCCAUAAUUACCUGGAAAGCCAGCGACACAGCAGUUGUGCCUGGACCAUUGUUCAUGCAGAAAUCAACCGGUGUCUGGUCUUUGUAUUCAGACUCAUCAGACAAGAAAUAGACCCUUGACCGGUGUGGAGCAAGAGCCAACCAUAGACUUUAAGUGGAUAAGGUUGGUGGAAGAGCAAGAGGGCAUAUGUAGAUCAUUAUUUUUG